Molecule: messenger RNA, 8125 nt
Organism: Parathielavia appendiculata
Lineage: Eukaryota; Fungi; Ascomycota; Sordariomycetes; Sordariales; Chaetomiaceae
Product: putative polyketide synthase
Exons: 3
Coding region: 287-8125 (2612 amino acids)
Biological process (GO): fatty acid biosynthetic process; secondary metabolite biosynthetic process
Molecular function (GO): fatty acid synthase activity; phosphopantetheine binding; 3-oxoacyl-[acyl-carrier-protein] synthase activity
Source: RefSeq, a predicted model, not a curated record
ACCUGCCCCCCGCCACAAACAUUUAUGUCGCCGUUCCUCCCGACCGGGUCCGGUCAUGGUGGGAGGCGGUUUCAUGGCUUGUGGUAAUGCCGGCUUGGAAACCAACUGGAUCUAGAGAGCCUCGGUGUAAAGACUGCACCUGCGGCCCAAGAUUGCUUCCCGUUCCUGUUUACUUGAGGUCGUCCCCCAGCAACAUUACGACAUACGUUUGUUACCCACUCAAUUGAGUAUUGUCCGCCUUCAUCAGACGCCACCGCCAGUGAUUUUCCGACUGGAGUUGGACAACAUGACGGUCUCACACCAGUGCCUGAACGAGCCUAUUGCCAUCGUUGGCUCUGGAUGCAGAUUUCCGGGAAAUGCGAACUCACCAUCAAAGCUCUGGGACCUCCUCAGCAAGCCCUAUGAUGUUUCGUCCAGAAUUGGCGGCGCUGGCCGUUUUAACUUGGACCGGUUUUAUCACCCUGAAGGCGGACACAACGGGACCACCAACACACAACGAGGGUACCUGCUAAGCGAUAGUGUCCGCCAGUUCGACGCCAAAUUCUUCUCGAUUCCGCCUGGCGAGGCCGAAGCAAUCGAUCCUCAGCAACGCCUUUUGCUGGAGGUUGUGUAUGAAGCCGUCGAGUCGGCUGGGUUGACAAUGGACAAACUAUCAGACUCUGAUACAUCGUGCUAUGUCGGCAUUAUGUGCCAGGACUUCUUCACGGUGCAAUCGCAAGACGUCCUGUCCGUUCCCAAAUACGCCGUGACAGGCAUCGCGGCCAGCAACGCCUCCUGCCGCGUGUCAUACUUCUUCAACUGGCAUGGGCCGUCCAUGACGAUCGACACGGCCUGCUCGUCUAGCAUGGUCUGCGUGAGCGAGGCCGUGCAGGCCCUCCGGAGCGGUACCAGCCGCGUGGCCGUGGCGUGUGGCACUAACUUGCUUCUUGCGCCUUUCAUGUAUGUUUCGCUCAGCAAUGUCGGCAUGGUGUCACCGACAGGGCGCUGCCACAUGUGGGACGACAGAGCCGAUGGCUACUCCCGAGGAGAGGGAGUGGCCGCGCUCGUGCUCAAGACAUUGAGUGCCGCCAUCCAGGACGGAGACGAAAUCGCCUGCGUCAUUCGUGAGAUCGGCUUGAAUCACGACGGCAGAACCAAAGGGCUGACGAUGCCCAGUGCCCAGGCACAGGCCGCCCUCAUUCGAGAGACAUACCGCAAAGCUGGCUUGGAUCCCAGUCGCAAGUCUGACCGGUGCCAGUUCUUCGAGGCCCAUGGGACGGGUACGCCCACGGGAGACCCGCAGGAAGCAUCUGCUCUGAACCAAGCCUUCUUCCCAGAUCAUGACGCCGCCGAAGGUGAGUUGCUCGUCGGGUCCAUCAAGACCGUCAUCGGGCAUACCGAGGGCACGGCCGGCAUUGCCGGUAUUCUGAAGGCGACUCUGGCCAUUCGCCAUGGCACUGUCCCUCCCAAUCUUCUUUUCAAUAGACUCAAUCCCGCCCUUGAGCCUUUUACCAAGUUCCUCCGUAUUCCCACGGCAUGCGAACCCUGGCCAGAGGUGCCGGAGGGUCAGCCUCGAAGGGCCAGUGUCAACAGCUUUGGCUUCGGGGGGGCUAAUGCUCAUUGCAUCCUUGAGAGCUACGAGCCGGCAACGGCCAUCACGGCAAACCAUCCCCCCAUCCACGGUGCCAGGGCCAGUGGCCUACACAUCAAUGGGGUCAAACUAACCCAUUCCGUCAAUGGCUCCUCCUCCGAGACUCCCAAUAAUUCAGCAACUGAAAGCCACGGGCCCGUCACCAACGGCACCACCAAUGGGAGCUCUAGACCCCCCGAGCCAGAAGAGCCAUCCCAGCCUACGCAUCAACUGGAUGUUCUUAUUUCCAUGGUGUUCUCCGCAGCCUCCCUCAAAUCUCUCGUCGCCUCGCUCGACGCUAGUAUAGAUUUCCUGGAGCAGAACCCUACUGUUGACAUGCCCAGCCUAGCCUGCACACUCAGCAGUCGCCGGUCAGCACUCGCACUUCGCCUGCCCAUCUACGCGGGUUCGGUCGAGGAACUUCGUAAGAAAAGCCAGGAGAAGCUCAGUGGCGACACCAACGCUUCGCACUCGGUCGCGGCCUUACAGGCACCGCCGUCGGUGUUGGGUAUCUUUACCGGACAAGGCGCCCAGUGGGCAGGCAUGGGAUCCAAACUCUUCGCCUCCAACCCAAGAGCCCGCGCCACUCUAGAGCGUCUGGACUCGGUUCUUUCCAGCCUCCCAGCGUAUCAUCGUCCCACCUGGGCAUUGGCUGAGGUGCUUUCCCCCGACAGCAAGCACAGCGACGCCGAGGCAGCCAUUUCCCAGCCAGUCUGCACUGCAGUGCAAAUUGUUCUGAUAGAUCUUCUUCAAACCGCGGGUAUCAAGUUCAAAGCCGUCGUGGGGCAUUCUUCGGGCGAAAUCGCGGCCGCCUAUGCUACAGGGUACCUCUCGGCUGACGACGCCAUGCGCGUUGCAUACUACCGGGGCUUCUUUGCCAAGCUUGCUGGGGGCCCCCAGGGCCAGGAAGGAGGCAUGAUCGCCGCGGGGACCGACUUUGAGGAUGCCGAAGAGCUAAGUCGGGUUGACGACAUGAUCGAUCGACUGUGUAUAGCUGCACACAAUUCACCAACCAGUGUGACACUGUCGGGUGACAUUGAUGCGGUCAAGCUGGCAGAGGACGUGUUCGCCGAUGAGCACAAGUUCGCCAGAACACUGAGAGUUGACACAGCGUAUCAUUCGCCUCACAUGCAGCGAUGCGCAGGGCCGUAUCUGAGGGCGAUGCGGGAGGCUGGCGUCGAGCCACUAAGGCCCAGUCCCGAUUCCGAUUAUCCGAGAUGGUUUUCGACUGUCUACAAUGUCGAGAUGACAGCAGCGGUCGUCGCCGACAAGGGACUCAACGGACAAUAUUGGGUGGACAACAUGGUCCGACCGGUUCUCUUCUACCCUGCGCUUCGGACAUGUUUGAGCUCGUCCGAGAUCAGUCCUAACUUUGCCCUGGAAGUGGGGCCGCAUCCUGCUCUUCAAGGGCCGGCAGUGGAGAGCAUCCGGACAGUCACGGGUCAGGACAUUGCCUACUCGGGAAUCCUCCGACGAGGCAGCGACGACGUCGAAGCGUUGGCUGAUGCCCUUGGAGCCAUGUGGGCCCGCUUUGGCCCGAAACACGUUGACCUCGCCGGCUUCCAGAAGAAGUGUCUCCCUCAGGGCAAGACAAGGCUCGAUGCUCCCCUGGGAUCCAGGUUGCCCACAUACCCCUGGACCCAUGAACAUGAGUACUGGGCCGAGUCAAGGAAGAGUAAAAUCUACACCACGCAGUCUGGAAAGUUCCAUGACCAUGACCUCCUCGGCUUGCGGGAGCCGGACGGCCUGGUGGACGAGCUGCGUUGGCGGCACACGCUGAGCGUGAACGACCUCAAGUGGCUUUCCGGUCAUACGUUGCAGGGCCAGGUCGUCUUCCCAGCGACCGGAUACGUCUGUAUGGUUACCGAAGCGGCCAUGCAAAUGGUGCAGCCGAGUCGCCGGGAGGUGGCAUAUCUUGACGUGCUGGAUCUCGAGAUUCGCAAGGCCAUUGCUGUCCACCAAGACUUCAGGACCGAGGUGGUCUUGUCCGUGUCCAACAUCUCUCCCGCUACGCCGAACGCCACGGCCGAGACCGUCACGGCAGCCUUCAGCAUAUUGUCUACCCCGAGCCGGGACUCGACGCAGAUGGCGUUGCACUGCUGUGGAAGGCUGCGCGUUACUCUUCGACCCAAUCCCGAGAGUGGCAAUCCGACGGCCAGCGGCAUUGACCACGACUCCAUAUUUCCACCACGCCGCCCGCCCGUUCCGGGGAUGAACGGUGUUGAUGUCGACCGAUUCUACCAGACCAUGCGCGAUGAGGUUGGUUUGGGAUGGCACGGCGCGUUCAGGGGCUUGACCAAAAUCACGCGUAGGGCAGGCUACUCGACUGUCACGGCCAGGAAUCCUCCAUUUUCCGAUGCCGACACCAAGCUCCUCUUCCACCCAGCUAUGCUGGACUGUGCCUUGCAGGGCCUAAACGCAGCCUUUGCAGCCCCUGGCGACGGCAGUAUCUGGGAUCUUGUCGCCCCAACGUACGUCCGACGCGUCACGAUGGUGCCCGAGCUGCUAAGACGCCAUCAAGCCGACGAGCAAGUCGUCAUUGACUGCACCUCGACGGUCAGCAUUGCCGAUACUCGGGCCAAGGUUGCCUUGACCGGCGAUGUUGAAGUGUACGCUGGCUUGCCCGAGCCCGGGGGCACCGCAGAAACGAAGCUUAUCGAGAUGGAGGGCAUCAAGAUUUCGCCCGUUGCUCCUCCAACCGCCGACCACGACAGGGCGCUCUUCCAGGAGUCCAUCAUGUGCCUCGAUAGCAUCAACGCCAAGGUUGCUCGCCGAGGAUUGCGCUUUACGCCAGAGGAGAAAGCGAAGGCCUUUGACGCUGAGCGAGUGGCCUUCUACUAUCUCAAGCAGCUGCACCUCGGGACACCGCCAAAGUUUCGUGAGACCUUUCCUGGCUACCGGCAGUGUUUGCUAGCGGAAGCCGAGCGUGUGUACCACCGUGUCAAGGACGGUCAACAUGGGUUCGCGCCCCCGUCGUGGGUCGAAGACACGGCCGAGUCCAUUGCUGAGGUCAUGACGCGCCACGAUGCUGAGGCCAUCGACUUCGUCCUCGCCAAGACGGUCGGCGAGAACCUGAUGGUGCCCGAGGUCCUAAACGGCGAGGUCAACAUCCUGCAGUUCAUGGUGCGCAACAACAUGCUCGAGCGCACCUACACCGAGGGCGUGGGCUACCCGAUCCUCAACUCCGUGGCCACCAAUCUGAUUGCGCAACUCUGCCAGAAACAUCCGCGCAUGAACAUGCUCGAGAUUGGUGCAGGAACAGGUGGAUCGACAGCCUCCAUCCUGGGGCGUAUUGGAGGACAUUUCCGCUCUUACACUUACACCGACAUCAGCAGUGCCUUCUUCGAGCGCGCCGCCGAGCGUUUCUCUGCCAACGCCCAGAAGAUGGUUUUCAAGACGCUGGACAUCACCAAGGACCCGUCAGCCCAAGGCUUUGCAACACACAGCUACGAUGUUGUAAUCGCGCAGAACGUGUUGCACGCCACGGCGCCACUCAAAGAGUCCCUCCGACACGCCCGGACGCUCCUGCGCCCUGGCGGAUACCUGAUGUUGCUCGAGCUGCUCCGGAGUGAGUCGAUGCGCUUCGGCCUCGUGGUGGGAUGCCUGCCCGGGUGGUGGGUGGGUGAGAACGACGGCAGGAAAGGUGGCCCGCUGCUCACGCCAGCCGAAUGGCAGGCGAUCCUCAGCGAAACAGGGUUUGCAGUCGAUACCGUCUCGGAGGUACUCGAUCAAGAGGAUAUUUGGGCUGUGCUCUCGGCGCGUGCCGUGGAUGAGCAUGUGGUGCAACCCCUGAUCAAUCCCUUGGCCGUGAGACCUACAGUGCCACGUAUGAAGAGGCUGUUGGUGAUUGGCGGCAUCGACGUUGGGUCCGGGUCCUUUGGAUUGCGUGAGCAGGUGAUUGCUUUUGUGUUGCCGUACUUUGAGAAGGUGACCUACCUGGCUCAGCUUUCCAACCUAACCCAACAGACAGAAGACGAUCUGCUCGCCGACAAAGGUCUUCAUGUUCUGAACCUCACCGAGUAUGACUCCAACCUUUUCGAGCACAUCACCAAACCAGCAUUUGAGAACUUGAAGCGGGUAUUAGCCAGAGCGGCCAGUGUGCUAUGGUUGCUCCAGGGCAGCCGGGACACGAACCCCUGGGCCGGCGCCACCGUCGGCUUCCUCCGGACGGUCCGGUAUGAGCUACCGGACACGAUACUGCAGAUGCUAGACAUUGGCGCUACGGCCCUAAACAGCGACUCCUCGACACCCGAUACCUCCCGCCUGGUAGCUGAGUCCCUCCUCCGGCUCAGCGAGGCCGCCGAGCUGGAAGCAACAGGGAAGUUGUCUCAGGUUUUGUGGAGCGUGGAGCCGGAGCUUUAUCUCGAAAGUGACGGCCAUGUGUAUGUGCCCAGACUGCGGUGUUCGGAGGCACUCAAUCUGCGGUACAAUGCAGCCAAGCGUGCCAUCACGCGGCCCGUUGAGGUGAACAACACGGAAACGUCUCUCGCCUUGGUCUGGGACAAGACCGGCAGCAAGUAUGUCCUUGAAGAGCGGCAUGAAUUCGCGCCAACAUGGUCGGUCAGCGAUGGGGUGACUGUCCGGGUAUCCUGUUCCUUUCUCUCGUCGCUCAAGACGCCGGCGGGGUUUUUCUUUGUCUGUCUCGGGGCCGACAUCAGGACGGGGAUCAAGACGCUCUGCUUCUCGGAUCGCCAGGCAAGUCUGGUGACGGUUCCACGGUCUUGGACCGUUGCACUAGGCAGCGCUUCUCUCGGCGUCGACGACGUUGGACUCAUGUCAUUUGUCGCGGUUGACCUCCUCGCCAAGCGGCUCCUCCAGCUGGUUGGUCCAAGCGGAAGUAUUGCCGUCUAUGACGCGAACCCUGUUGCAGGGGCCUUGCUGUACAAACGCCUUACAGACGUUGGCAAGAAAGUCGUCUUCAUCAACUCCGACUUCAAGGCCAGUCACGGGUCCCUGUCAACCAUCUCGCUCCACCCGCACAGCCCUCGACGGACGAUCGACGCCGCCCUGCCUGAAGAUCUGACCCUUUUCAUUGAUGCCUCCAUCACGAUAGACUCGGCCGAAUCAGCAAAGCUGGGCUCGCGGCUCGAGGCCGCAUUGCCAGAUCUCUGCGAGAGGAUCAAACUUUCGAAUAUGAUGAGUCGUGAAGCCUCACCAUUACCCACGACAGCACCGGAGAGCGUUUCGACGCUUCUUCAAAGCGCCGCAUCCUUCGCGACCAUGUUCUCGCAGCUUGGGCCGAUGCCCAUUGCAGGCGGAGCGCCUCUCGACGUCUUGCCGCUCCCGAAGCUCCUUCUCAGCCCAGUGACUCCACGCCCCAGCUCGCUGGUUUACUGGCAGAUUGACCGCGAAGUUCCCGUGGCGGUGCAGCCAGUGUUUAUGCGCAAGGACUUGUUCCGACCCGACAGAACCUAUUGGCUCUGUGGCUUGUCGGGAACGUUGGGCUUGUCCCUGGUUGACUUCCUUGCCGCUCAGGGAGCCAAGCACAUCGCCAUCAGCAGCCGCUCGCCCAAGGUCGACGUCGCGUGGGUGGCAUGGCACGGAAAACGGGGGGUGGCGGUGUCGCAUUUCGCGGGCGACGUGACUGAUUACGCAUCCAUUCGCGGCACAUAUGACGCAAUUCGAGCAUCAGGCAUGCCUCCGAUUGGAGGUGUUGCCAUUGGCGCCAUGGUGCUGAUCGACAGCAGCUUCAUGGAGCAGCGAUUCGAAGACUUCCAGGCGGUGCUGCGUCCCAAGAUCCGGGGGACACAGAACCUGGACACGCUUUUCUCCGAAAGCUCGGGGGAUCUGCUGCCUGGUGACACGGCCAAAGGGCUGGAAUGGUUUGUGGCCUUCAGCUCCCUGAUGGCUGUCACAGGCAACCCGGGCCAAGCACCGUACGGCGCCGGCAACUGCUUUCUGAAGGCUGUCACAAAGACUCGGCAUGACCGUGGAUUGGCCGGUUCGAGCAUCGACAUCGGCCGCGUGUCGGGCGUGGGCUAUAUCGAGCGGGAGCUCACGCGCGAGUCCCAGGAGCGACUCAAGCAGCGGUCCGGGACUAUUCCCCUCAGCGAGUCGGAUUUGCACCAGCUCUUUGCUGAGGCUGUGAUUGCGGGUCGACCUGGAUCAGGCGUUGAGGAUCCCGGUCUGAUCGCGGGCAUUGGAAUGCAACUCGGCGAACAAACUGAAGGGGCGUUCUGGAGCAAAAAUCCGCGGCUCGCCAUGAUGAUCCGCGACAGCAAACCGCGUGCCACCCGGGGCGCCCGGGAGGGGGGCUCCUCUGCGGUGCCGGUGCGGACACUGCUUGAAGUGCCAACUGUCAAGACGCUCGCAGAUGCACGCGAUGUCAUUCUAGGAGCCCUCCGCGGCAAGCUUCAUGCUGCUAAAUUCCUCCCCGACCAGGACAGUCAACACAACAGCACACCCCUGGUGGACCUUGGGGUCGACAGCCUGAUUGCUGUCAAUGUGCGGUCGUGGUUCCAGAAGGAACUGGCGGUUGACGUCCCUAUCUUGUCGACUCAAUCAUCGAACGAGUAG